This is a messenger RNA of Harpegnathos saltator (Jerdon's jumping ant), 7661 nucleotides long. RefSeq lists its product as uncharacterized. Gene Ontology annotation, cellular component: nucleus. Bases 776 to 4834 code for a protein of 1352 amino acids. The transcript is spliced from 11 exons. Lineage: Eukaryota; Metazoa; Arthropoda; Insecta; Hymenoptera; Formicidae. Gene Ontology annotation, molecular function: DNA-binding transcription factor activity, RNA polymerase II-specific; zinc ion binding; RNA polymerase II cis-regulatory region sequence-specific DNA binding. Gene Ontology annotation, biological process: regulation of transcription by RNA polymerase II. The record is from RefSeq and is a predicted model, not a curated record.
AAGAAGCAGACUCGAACGGACGAGAACACGGUGGCGGCUGACGGCAGCCAUCUUAACACGCGCCAUCUGCACCGAGCUGUAAUGAAGUUCGAAGUCUCCGAGAAAUUCUCAACCUAUUCGCUUUUCCAACCAAGUUACCGUCUCCGUGGUGGUGCGGACCAAAACCUGGCCGCGUCGUCGUCGACGCUUUUGAGGUUAAUUUCUCUGUUGUCCCGACAACCUGCUCGGUUACCAAUUGAUACAGAGAGAGCAAUUUAACGGGGGUUUAAUUUGGGAUUAAAGACAGGAACCUUCAAUGAGACACUCUGCAUUUGCAGUGUCCCAUAUUUUAUAGUUGAAGCUACAUUCAUAUGGAUUUAUGAAUGUUAGUAGCACAUGUAUUAAUUUAACUUAAAGACACAAACUUCAUCUGUAGAGCCAUAAAUACUUUUGUAAUUGAAGCUGUCAUUGUUGUAACUGAAUAUCAUUGAAACUUGCAAUUGCCAGUAGCAGUAUUACUUUAACUAGUCUCAGCAGAAGUCUGCUUUAUACAAUGAUGAUGAGCCUGCUGAAGAUAUAUUGCUGCGUAUGCUCAAGCUUAUAAAUGCUUAGAUAUUUUACACAAUAUGAAUGUGACAAGAAAGAAAUAUAAUACAAAGUAGCUUGUUCUUAUCAUUAUUCUUAUUACAUAAACAAAAAGGUUAUAUAAAUAAAGAGAUAAACAUAAAAAAAGAUACAGUACCCAUAAAAAAGAUACAUUAAUCAGUACCCAUAUGCCAAAGAGGCGUAGAUUCUUAUGAGGAUGUCAAACGACGAGGUGAACAAGCGUGACCACAACUAUAGCGAGGCAUUACUGUUGUCUCCACAACCACUGCUCUCAUUGUCUUAUUCUACUGAUGAUGGUGAUUACAAUAGCGGUGCUAACACCGUUGUCCGGGGGAAAUACCGGCCAGCGCGAGAAAUUGGUCAGAUUAAGGAUCUUGAUGAACUGAAAAAAAUCGCACCGCGCGUGCGCUUACGUGACACUCAAAGUCUGAACGAGUUAACGAAACUUUCUUUGAACACUAGUAACUCGCAGAGCAAUACGUCAAUUUCUGAUAAGGCCAAGCAGGAGCUGAAAAAGUAUUGCCGUACCUGUGCUGGUUUAAAACUGCCCUUGGUCGAUAUCUUUAGUGAGCGGGGCACCCAAAUGCGAUUGAGCCAACAAAUGCGGCACUUGGAAAUCAUUUAUCCGUGUGAUAACUUGUCCACACAGAUGUGCAUGGACUGUAUCUGCGACUUAAAAAUGAGCUAUAAGUUCUUUAUGCAAAUUAAAAAAGCACAAAUCAAGCUGAAGUCAAUUGCCAAUCAGAUAACGGAUAGUGCAGUAGUUUCGAAAAAACCGAUUGAUCCUGAACUGAUACAGCCUCCUAUUGAGAUGAGAGAAGAUAAGACAGAAUCAAGAUCAGCCGAGAAUCCCUCUGUAGCCGAGAAAAAUUUCCUUACACCAUCAACCAUAGAAGAAGAUCAACCUUCUUCCGCAACACAUUCUCAAAAAGAUGAAGAACCUGUUCCGGUUAUUUUUUCGCUACAGGAUAACACAAAGGAGUCAACGGUGGAACAGAGCGUCGGAAUUUUCGAGGAAGUAGUGGAGAUAGAUGAUGAAGACGAUGAAGACUCCAUCGAGGAGUUCGAUCCGGAAGAUCCGGAUUUCCAAGAACAGGAGGAACAGGGCAAGGAAGGACAGCAGGAAGAAUCGCCGGCCGUCUAUAAAUACGAUAUGGCGCGGAAGUCGUACGUACGACUGGAAGGAGCUGCUGAGGAAGUAACGACCGCUGUUACUCAGGUAAUGCCUACCUGCAUCGAGGCAGAAGAAGAGAGUCCAAAAGAGGCAGGGCAGCCGAACAUACUGAAGAAAAGGCUACUAAUGCCGUCGAGAACAAGUACGGAGGGAGAAUCAGGAAGUAGCGGGGGAGAGUCGGCGCCAAAAGUGCAGAAAUUGGAUUUAAACAAUUUUUUUAGCGCGAACAACGCUCCCGAGGAGGACGGAGUUAUGUACGUGACUGUGAAAGGUUCCAAGCCGAACGAGAUACUCCUUGUGAAAGUGAAAAAGAUGGACAAACAGGCAGAGCGUACAUCCGCUGAAAGCAAAUCUGUUGAACGUUUUUUUAAACGUUACGAGACACUAUUAAAGGAUUAUUCGCGAAAACCGGAUGCUCGCGAGCAAAUAAUCGAGGAACAAAUUGAAGAAUACAAGCGGAAACGUGAGAAGGUUCUCGGCGAUCAAUCGGCAAUGAUCUUCUCUCUAAACGAAAACCGAAAGGAAUUACAAAAAGAUAGUUCUUCUUCUUCGAAAUCAAGUCCUGUCAAGGUAGACGAAAUAAUUAUUAAGGACAUAGAGGAGGAAGAACACGAGAUGAUGGACAUAGAAGAGAUAAAGAUAGAAAUGGACGUCAUCGAGGAGCAGGUCAAACCGAAGACGCCGAAAGUGCAACUGGAAGAAACAUAUAGGAAGAAGGAGAGUCUACAAAAAGAGCCGGAGCAGUCCUGCAAGGAAGCGGAUUUGGAAAGAUUGGCGAAAAUCUUGGGCGAAGACAACGAGCAUUUACAGGAUUUCCAGGAGUAUUUGAAGCAGCGCAAGAUCAUCAUCACGCGCCUCAAGAACGAGGAUAUCAUUUCUCUGUAUGAGGAUCGUCACAACAGCGUUCUCAGGCCACGUGAGAGUCUCCCCGACCUCAUCGACGCUUCUCUCCCGGCUGAUUCUCUUGCUGAGGAAUGUUACUUCGAGUGUGAUUAUUGCCCGGAGACGUUUUCCAGUCGUGAAAUUCUUGAGGAGCAUCUCAAGACUCAUGAUUAUCGUAUCAUGCAUUUCUGCGAGGAUUGUGGCGAGGAAUUCACAACCAACAAGGCCAAAAGAAACCACAACAUAGCCUGCCUGAAGAAAUUGAUUUGCAAAUACUGCGACACGCUGAUGGAUACUCGAGGGAGGAAGCGUCGACAUGAACAGAAACAUGUGGAUAGUCUGUAUGGCCAGCUUUGUGAAGUUUGUGGUGAACGAUUCAAGCACCAAGGUACUUUGGACCAGCACCGGAAGACUCAGCAUACAAUCUUGGAGAAGAUCUAUCAGUGUCCUAAGUGCCCGAAGAAGUUCGCCUUCAAACAGAAACUCAGUUUUCACUUAAAGUCAGUGCAUACGACUUUAAGGGCUUUUUUAUGCGAAGAUUGCGGCGCAGAUUUCAAAAAUCCAGCUAGCCUGAGGCACCACCGAAUCCGGAAGCACCAGCCAGUGGGUAACAAGCGCGAGUGUCCAGUCUGCAGGAAGCUAGUGCCAUUUUAUAGUUUGUCAAAGCAUAUGCAUACCCACAAAGCUUAUAGUAUUCAAUGCCCGCAUUGUGACAAAAUGUUCAAGAACAGCUCGACGUUGAAGCAACACGUGAGAAUUCACGAGGAUCAGAGACAAUAUCGUUGCGACACGUGCGGAGUAGGAUUUAACAGAAGAGACGGACUCAGGCUGCACAUGAGGGUACACCAGAAGACAGACAGCCGGGGGCUGAAGGAAUGCUCCUGUCAAGUUUGCGGAGAAAAGUUCCCGAAUCACUCGACUUUGGUGAUCCAUCGAAAUAGGGAGCACAAGGAUGGCAGACAAUAUACAUGUCAUAUCUGCAACAGAUCGAUGAUAUCGACCAGGUCCCUAGAGUGGCACAUGUCGCAUAUUCAUAAUGAAACCAUGCCAGGUAUUGUUCGUGACGAUAAUAUGCCUGAGAAGAAACGGGUCUCCUGUUAUCACUGUAACAAGACAUUUAAGACGGAAAUGAUCCUACGUACGCAUAUCAAAAAAACACACAUGGAGAAGGACCCGAUGAAGUGUCCCGAUUGCGGAGAUGCGUUCACGUCGGAAGUGCGCUUACGUCAUCAUAUGAUGGUAACGCACAAUCGCCUGGAAGGCACCUUGGGAUGUCCGCAUUGCUCUAAACGAUUUGUCAACCAAUUGAGGUUGAAGACGCACAUGAUCUCGCAUUCAGAGGAAAGACCCUAUACGUGCGAAGUAUGCGGUUUCAAUCUGAAGACGAAGAUCCAACUGAUCAAACACCAUCAGAACCGGCACAGCGACGAGCGGCCGCUAAAGUGCAGUCAUUGUCCAUGGCGGUGCAAACAAGUCAGCGCGUUGGUGUGUCACGAGCGUACGCACACCAACGAGCGGCCUUACUCGUGCAGCGUGUGUCGACAGCGUUUCAAGUACCUCGGUGACAAGAAUAAGCACGAACGUCGUCACGAGAGUCUUGGCGGAACUGGCUUCAAGCGCAUCGUUCCCGGAAGAAAUUCCAAGUCGAAGUCGCGCGACGAACAGUCCUCAGCGUCCGAGCAGGAGGUGGAAUUCAAGAACACAGGUGCAAUUAAAGCGGGCUCGGCGUCAGCUGCUGAAGAGCAAUUUGAGAUGCAGCAGGAUGAGCCAUUCAGGGGCAAGUUUAAUAAGGACGAGCAACUUGUGGAGUUUGAGGAACAACAUAUAGUGAAGUUUGAAGAAAACAUUUCGGAAGAUUACGAGCAGGUGUAUGAACAGGAAUAUGAGGAAACGUCGAGGGAGGCUUCGGAGGCUACCGAGGUGAUCAUGAACAUGGAGGAUCCUGGUGUGUAUACGGAAGAAGUGACUGCCGAUAAUAUAGAGGCCGAUAUGAUAACCGAGGAUGAAAUAAUAACAGGUGACAUCCUGCACACGUCGGCUGCCGGCGGCACCACCGCUGCCGUCGUGCAUUUGCAGCAGCAGGACGACACCGGCAAGAUCCAAGUGAUACCGGUUAUGCUGUCGUUGCCUGAUCUCUCUGACGCCAACGCUGAGGUCAACCUUGCCACCGCGUCCAUCAUGUACAACAAUUAACAUAUGCACUUCAUGUGACAUACAACAAUUCGUAUCUACAUGCGUGAUGAUCACACGAAUAUUUUUACGCCCGCCUCAGAUAAUCUAUAAUCCGCGCCGAGAUCCGAGGGAGAAACCCACGUGAGAUUUCGUGUAAUGAGAUAAUUGGAGACGCGCUGAGGCGCAUAUUCAGAAUUAUAUCUACAUAGUUAUUUAGACGGAGUAUGAUAUCUUCAUUUUUCCUACGAUUGACAAGAAAUAUCGACAAUAUUAGGAAAAUACUACAGAUCGUGACACGGAUCGGUGACUCGCGAAUUGUAGAUCAGAGGUGUAAUGUUUGAACUUAAGAAAAAAAAGGCUGCGCUUUUCACUAGAUUUGAAUGCAGACAAAAUGCAGACUUCGCGAACAUCAAACAAUUUAUAAGAUUAUUAGAAUAGUUGGUACAUGAUCGCUCAACCCGUUACUCAUCAACAUAAAAAUUGUUGUAUCGAUAUUCUGGCAAGCUUGUAGUCUCUGUAAUUUUGCUCCGCUCUCGUAACAUUUUCCUAUGAAUAUAAGUGAGAACUCAACGUUGGUUAAACUUUCAACUCAGUGAAUAAAGUAGGUGUAAUACGCCAUCAACGUUGACUAAACUUAAAGAUUCUACGGAUUUUAGUGUGAGACGGAAGUGAAAACGAGUGAUGCAAAAAUGUGAGGACGGAGGUCGAAAAUUACCUAUAGCUCGAAUAUUAUGUUAUAGUGACUUCACACCGACUUCAUGAGCAUUUCGAGUCUUCUUCGUGCUUUUGACCUUAAAAAACCCUGCGAAUUCUUUCGAUUGCCUAAAUGUUCUAAUAAUUCUAGACUGCGUGAACACGGAAGCUUUUGGCGUGUACGUCUACGUGAGGAAUGAAACUAAUUUAUAACUAAAUUAUAGUACAUUUGGAGACAAAUUAGCAAACUAAAGAUAGAAUAAAGAAACUUACAUUUUUAUAUGUGAAGGAUAUGCAAAGAUAUAUGACAAAAAAAUGUCGCAAUGUCGCAAAUGUUACGAUAGACUUGCACGAAUGAAACUGAAAACGAAGAAGUGACAAGAGAGUAAUUAAUUAGAAAAUAAAAUAAAUAAUUUUACAUUUGUGUAUGUAAAGACGUAAUAAAAGGAUAUGUUACUUUAUAUUCUCUCAAUAUAUAUACAAACAUGGGAGAAAUGAAAGUUUUACCUUCGAACGAAAACAGAAGAGUUACACUACUGUCCAAAAUACUAGGAACAUAAAGCAGAUUAAAAAAGAAUCUUUAGUUAUACAUAAAAGUAGUAAGUUACGCCUAAUAAUAAUAAUAAUAAUGAUAAAUAUCGUUAAAUUAGUUGCGCUUGAUGUUACAAGUAUAUAAAUUAUGUUUUAUAUGUAUAAUAUUUACAUAAGCUAUACAUAUAAACAAAUUUAUAUAACACAAUAGAUUAUAAUUAUUUUUUAGUUAUGUUCCUAAGACUACCUUGACGACAGUAGUGUACAUAAACAAAAACUCGAUGUGUGACUUGAGUGCACUCCUGUUUAUUGAAGUGUCAAUGCAGGACAUCUAGGAAUCUUUAAGAAUUUAGCGAUAGGAUUUAUUUUGAACAUUAGUCAUAAUGAAACAACGAUGAAAAUAUAACGGCUCCCUGAGCAAAGUUUCUCGGGAGUGCGAUUCGUUUUGCUCGUAUUCUCAAUAUGAUUUAACAAUAUAUUGGUCCUGUAGUUUCCAUGAACAAUACUGUGUAUUCAUAGUAUCAGUUCAAAUGAUUAUAAAAAAAAAAAAAUUCGUUGGUUGUCCCACGUUGUGAACAUACUUUUAAUUCAGAUUUCUCAAAGCGUAGUAUUCGGGAAGAAACGAAUCGAUAGCUCACGACAGCUUCCCGAAUCUUUUUAAGAUUUUGUUUUUUAUCUUUGUAGAAUCUUGGACGGUGUUCUGAACUCUUUUUUUUAAAGGAGAGUUCAGAAUACCGGAUAUUCGACUUUGGCUUAAAAUUUUUCGAUCAUGAACGUCCUAGAAACUUGCUUCAGACCCUUGCGUCUUUUUUUAUGUGAUCGAAUGUUUAGAUUUUCGAACAAUUUCUUUUUUUCUGUAUCAUUGAAAUGUAGGUUAUUUUUUAAUCCUGAUGCUUUCUAAAUUUUCGGGUCAUCAGAAUCCGGUGUAAAAUGUAUAUACAUCAUAAUGUGUGUAUCUCACUCGUUAAACAAAUAAAGAUCAUUACAGAACAUUUUACGACGACGUGAAAUAGUUCCAGAAGAGUAAGAAAUAAUCAUAAGAGUCUCGGAAAUUGCAAAUAGUCAAUCGUGUAAAAAUUAUUUAAUGUAAAAAGUCUGAAGAAGCGAAAAAAAAAUGAAAUGGCUUGAUAAUUGUUAAAUGCGAAGAACUGAAGAACGGACUCUGACACUUAACUUGUAACAUUAUAUAAUAGUGAGUAAGCUAUAUUUUGUUUAAAUCAGUGAGUAAAGUGUACAUGCAUACAUGUGAGCGUGCGUAUAUGUGUGCGUAUGUUACGUAUUACAUAAGUUUCUCUGCAUAUUGUCCUCAUAUUGUUCCUUAAGAGCAUUAUCAAGUUACGUAAUUCUAUAUCAAUGUAGAUUGUUCGUCGAUAAACGUUCUCAUUAGACACACACAUACACACACGCACGUAUAAACACACAUAUUACACACCACACACGCGCAUACACGUGGUUUGCUCUUCCUGCUGCACUUACUGCAAUUGUUUUUCCCCAUAAAAUUCCAAUUAUCAUUCUGCAAUCUUCCCACCAUUUUCUCAUUUCAUUUUUCCGUCUACGAUAUGAAAUAUGUACGAAUAUCUACCAUGUAACGUAUUAUUUCACAAAUAACGAAUUCUUUCACCUA